CGGUAGCCGAUUUGCUGGUGGCGGUCGUUGUGAUGCCUUUUGGAGUUUAUUAUUUGGUGAACGGUAUUUGGGGUCUACCGGCCGUGGUAUGUGACUGCUACAUCGCGAUCGACGUCACCUGUUCCACAUCCAGCAUCUUCAACCUUGUCGCCAUCUCAGUUGACAGAUAUAUAGCAGUCACGCAACCAAUAAAAUACGCAAAACAUAAAAGCAACCUUCGAGUAUGGCUGAUGAUCGGCGUCGCCUGGCUGGUGUCUGCUGCUAUUGGCUCACCCGUGGUCUUGGGUCUCAACAACACACCAGAUCGCAGUGAACACCAAUGCCUUUUCAACAGUACGGACUAUGUGAUUUUCUCGUCUCUGGGAUCCUUCUACAUACCGUGCAUCAUUAUGAUGUUCCUGUAUUAUAGGAUUUUUAAGGCGAUACGACAGCGCGCUAAGAAGCAACGCGUAGCUAAAACGACUUCGACAGUCAGUUCGGCCGUGUCAACUGGCGCAACGGCUGUCAUAAUUGAGAACGUUGCGCAUGGGCAUAGGUUUAAUAUACCAGAAGAUAGAGCGACAAAUACAGCCUCCGGUAGCAAUGAUGACGAUGAUGAUAAUUACGAUAAAACAGAGAUGGGUGAAUAUGCUGAAGAGUUGGCGAGAACGAGGUCAGCGCGGUUCAUGCUAGCCGCUGUAGUCGAAGAGACUGGCCUAAUAAUGGCCAAUCUAGCAUCGCCAAUACCAAUGAUAGAUCCCAACACAAAUAACGACUCUGGCUAUGUUCCCUCCAAUAUGGACUUGGAGAAGGAACAUUCACCUCCUCCUUCACCCCACCGUGAAGAGAAGAAAGAAGAGAGGAAAGAAGAAAGGAUAAUCGAUGUACCUAAGAAACCUGAGUUGAAAAAAAAGCUGAGCCGGAUAAGCAAUAGCUCGUUAAUAUCAACUCCGCGUCGAAGGUUCAGAAGUGCUGCGUCUGCAGCAAGAUUUACCAUCUUCAAAGCGAACAGGGCUGGAAAAAUGAGGGCCAAAUCCUUUGCCAAGAAAGAGAAGAAAGCUACUCAGACACUUGCCAUUGUUUUAGGGGUAUUCCUCUUCUGCUGGGCCCCAUUUUUCACCUGCUCAGUUCUGGAUGCUCUCUGCACCAAGUUCGGAUGGAGCUGCUCACCGGGUGUCACCGCCUUUAUCCUAACAACUUGGCUUGGCUACAUCAACUCCUUCCUCAAUCCAGUGAUUUACACAAUCUUUAAUCCAGAAUUUCGUAAGGCAUUUAGGAAAAUUCUGUAUUGUUCUUAAUGCAUGUAGUGGAGAAUAAAAUUUCGUAUUAUUCAAGUAGCGGGCUGAACUUUUCAAACUAACAAAGGAAAG
This is a messenger RNA of Pieris brassicae (large cabbage white), 1349 nucleotides long. RefSeq names its product dopamine D2-like receptor. The transcript has 8 exons. The coding region runs from base 33 to 1277 and encodes 414 amino acids. The record is from RefSeq and is a predicted model, not a curated record. Gene Ontology annotation, molecular function: dopamine neurotransmitter receptor activity, coupled via Gi/Go; melanocortin receptor activity. NCBI's taxonomy places the organism in Eukaryota, Metazoa, Arthropoda, Insecta, Lepidoptera, Pieridae. Gene Ontology annotation, cellular component: membrane. Gene Ontology annotation, biological process: adenylate cyclase-activating adrenergic receptor signaling pathway.